Photinus pyralis (common eastern firefly) is the source of this 534-nucleotide messenger RNA. RefSeq names its product DNA-directed RNA polymerase II subunit RPB11 (gene Rpb11). The coding region runs from base 135 to 488 and encodes 117 amino acids. The record is from RefSeq and is a predicted model, not a curated record. Gene Ontology annotation, cellular component: RNA polymerase II, core complex. Gene Ontology annotation, molecular function: DNA binding; protein dimerization activity. Gene Ontology annotation, biological process: transcription by RNA polymerase II. The transcript is spliced from 4 exons. Lineage: Eukaryota; Metazoa; Arthropoda; Insecta; Coleoptera; Lampyridae.
UUAGCCGUUGAAUGCGCUACCGCAACUGAAAAUCGCCACCCCGGCGCCAUCUAUUCCGCAGAUUUUGUACUGCAUCUGCAUAACCUAACUUUUUGUUAUAACAAAAAACAACUGUUUAUGAAAAAACAAGAAUAAUGAACGCGCCACCGACAUUUGAAUCAUUCUUACUUUACGAAGGAGAAAAAAAGAUAAUUCGAGAGCAGGACACAAAAGUGACUAAUGCCGCUAUUUUUACGGUGAACAAGGAAGAUCACACACUCGGAAACAUGAUCCGAAAUCAGCUAUUGAAAGAUCCAAAUGUGCUCUUUGCCGGAUACAAACUGCCGCAUCCGUUGGAACAUAAAUUUGUGCUACGUAUACAGACAACUUCAGAUUAUUCACCGCAAGAGGCUUUCAUGAAUGCUGUGGCAGAUUUAAUAUCGGAACUUUCGCUUUUUGAAGAACGUUUUAAGGAAGCAAUCAAGGAAAAGAAAGAAGGUUUAGAUUAAUUGUAUUUUAUUGAUUACUUUUUAAUAAAAUUUAAUUUCCACUGUA